Molecule: messenger RNA, 8780 nt
Organism: Anopheles stephensi (Asian malaria mosquito)
Lineage: Eukaryota; Metazoa; Arthropoda; Insecta; Diptera; Culicidae
Product: mediator of RNA polymerase II transcription subunit 15-like
Exons: 3
Coding region: 598-5553 (1651 amino acids)
Cellular component (GO): MSL complex
Molecular function (GO): ubiquitin protein ligase activity
Source: RefSeq, a predicted model, not a curated record
GCUGGGUGGGAAAUGUUUUGUUUACACUAAACACAAAGAAAAAACACGUUUUUGUUAGCAUUAAAACGGUUUGCCGACAAUAAUAUGAUGAUGGUUCAACUUUCCUAGAGCGUGGUGAUUUCACCCCUUACAACAACGACAGGCUAAGGUAAUAUGAAACGCGGUUAUCUAGACGGCAGCAUUUGCUCUGAAUGCGACCAUUUCCGGCCUGCUUUUGUAGUGCGGGACAGCGUGCAGUGUGUGCGGGAGCAAUAGUGUGUAACAGAGUGUGGAUUAAUAUGGAUUGAUGUGUAAAGGAAAUGGAAUGCAAAUAUCUGCCACGCAUAAAAUGAAUUUCUGUGCAGCUCCAUCGCAAGAUUCUACCGUGUACAUAAAAUUUGGUUCUUGGAAGCAAAAAGUGUGCCCGUGAAUCCAUUCCGAUCCCAGUAGCAACGCCUCUGAAGCGCAGUCCCUCGAAAUCAACAGCCGCACAAGUCCGCAUUCCGGGGGGAACGCUUGGCUCUGUCGUGCAGCGUAUUGUUUUGAUAGUGCAGUCAGCUAGAUGCGUCGCUCCGUUUGGUGGCGGACCCGGGCCGACAGACACCAGACCUCGCUGCAAUGAAUCCGACCUCGCUGUACAUUACGACGUCGCGGCUGGUCUUCCAGGGCGACAUAGUGGCUGAGCUGCAGGAUCUGAACCGUCUGUUGCCCUACCUGCGCAAAAGCUUGAGCUGUGCGGUAUGCUGCAAGCUGCUGGUUGAGCCCCAUAGCCCGUCGACGGGCGACUGCCAGCAUCACAUCUGCCGUGUGUGUGUUGGCAAACACAAGAAGCUGAAACCGGCUUGCCGUUUCUGCAAGGGUUUACUCCAGUAUCGGGAAAACACGCAGCUCCGGCUGCUGCUUCAGUGCUACAAGAGCAUCUGUACAUUCAUCCGGUCUCGGCCAGUGUAUGCGGAUAUAUGCAAGUGUGCCCCGAACCAGCCGGGAGGUCCUGGAGGGACUGAAGGUAGUGCCAGUACAAGCGGUGGUGGUGGUGGUGGAGGUUCCGUCACAACGCCCAACAGCUUGAUGGAUCUGAUUGACGAGGGUGCGGCCUUCGUCGAUGAUUUUAAGUGUAAUUCUGGCCUGUCAAAGUCAGCCUACUCGAUACUGCCGUGCAUCUUCCCACCGCCCGUCGUGACUGUGCAGCCGACGCCCACCGAACCGAAACCGAUCGCUGUCGUGCCACCGUCCGCACCGUGCUGCUCGAAGGUGGCCGCGAACAAACCUAAACCUGCCGGCAAAACAGCACGCCCGGUUGAGAAUCUUAAAUUGGUAUUGCAGGACAAGAAAAAGUUGUUGCGCAAAACGACACCGCGCCAGCCAAAACAAGUGGAGCAGCACCAAAAACCAGCGGCACAGCAGCAGCAAAAGAAACGGAAUCAGCCAAGACCAAAACAAAAGGAAGUGAAGCAAGAGCAGCAGCAACAGCAGCCACAACAACAGCAGCCACAACCACAGCAGCCUCAACAACAGCAGCCACAACAACAGCAGCCACAACAACAGCAGCCACAACAACAGCAGCCACAACAGCAGUCACAACAACAGCAGUCACAACAACAGCAGCCACAACAACAACAGCAGCAAAACAAGCAGCCAAUGCAAGUGCCACAACAAAAGCAACCACAAACGUCGAAGCAGCCACAAAGAAAACAGAAGCAACAGUUGAUACCAGUGCAGCAAUGUUCUCCACUUUUACAGAAGCAGCAGCAGCCACAACAACAGCAGCAACAACAACAACAACAACAAAAACAACAUAAUCAGCAGAUGAAAGUACAGGUGUUCCAACAAAUUAUUCCGAAUGUGUCCCAGCAGCAGCAGCAGCAGCAGCAACAACAGCAAAAGCAACAACAGCAAAAGCAACAACAGCAAAAGCAACAACAGCAAAAGCAACAACAGCAAAAGCAACAACAGCAAAAGCAACAACAGCAAAAGCAACAGCAAAAGCAACAGCAAAAGCAACAGCAACAGAAACAGAAACAGCAACAGCAACAGCAACAGAAACAGAAACAGCAACAGCAACAGCAGCAACAGCAACAGCAACAGCAGCAACAGCAACAACAACAACAACAACAACAGCAACAGCAACAGCAACAGCAACUGCAACAGCAGCAACAGCAGCAACAGCAGCAACAGCAGCAACAGCAGCAACAGCAGCAACAGCAGCAACAGCAGCAACAGCAGCAACAGCAGCAACAGCAGCAACAGCAGCAGCAGCAGCAGCAGCAGCAGCAGCAGCAGCAGCAGCAGCAGCAGCAAAUACAACCCCAAAGGAUGACAAUGCAACAGGUGCCAUCACAACAGGAACAACAAAGGCAGCAAGCGCUUCAGCAACAAAAGUCAUUGCAGCGAAAACAGCAACCGCAACAACAACUAUUGCAUACACAACACCCGCAACAGCAGCCGCAAUCGCAAUAUCAUCCGAAUCAUCAACAACUAGCAAACAACCAGUCGAAGCCGCAACAGCAACAAGUUCUGCCUCAACAGCAACAGAAGCAAGUGGUGCCGCAACAAUCACGACAACAACCGAAACAAUUCAACCCCCAGCUGAAACUGGAACCAAAUCCGGAAUUACAAUCGCAGCAAUUUUUGUUGCCGACACAGCAACCUCCGCUACAGUUGAUGCAACAACAGCCGCUGCAAAAACCUUCACCUGUGCAACAACAGCUGCUGCUGCUGCAGCAGCAGAAACCGGCGCAGUUGCCAACACAGACGCAGAAGCCAUUGCAACAGAAACCGCAACUACAAGUGGUCGGUGGAAAGACGCUAACUUCAGCACCAACGACGCUGCCGGUCCGGCCACAGAAAUCUCUUUCGCUGCAGCAAACCGUCCAGGUAAAGCAGGAAUCGGUAGAACAGUCGCAAGUGCAGCUGCAACAACCAAUGUUCCAAUUGCAGCAGCAGCAAAAACAACAAAAGCAGCAACAGAUUGCUUUCCAAACGCAGCCGAUGCAAACAAUCAUGCAGAAAACGACACCGCUGGUAGUACGCAAGCAGCCAGAAACGAUCGAGUACUUAAAGGAAAGUCCGCAGCAGCAGCAAGAUCAGCAGCAGGACAGCCGGCAGAAGCAGCUAGAGCUAGCGCAGCAGAGGCAGCAACAGCAGCAGCAGCAGCAGCUACAAAUUGCUCAGCGACGACAACAGUUGCAGCAGGCGAUGCAACAACAACCACAAAAGCUCGCUUCGCAACAACAGCCCAUUGCAGCAAAGCUAGCAUCGCAGCAGAUGCCGAUCACUCAGCCACAAUCGCGUAUGGCCUUCUCGGGCAUCGUGUCCGAUGUAGUCAUUCGUCCGACAGCGACAAAACUCAACACCACCACCACUACCCUCAUACGAAACAUGCUGCCGGCACGCACUGGCCCCACCAUAAUCCACGCAGAGUCGCUUGCGAAUCGUCUCCCGGCUAGUACUGGCAAAAGCAGUGCCAUGGUACCACCGAACGUCGCCAACACACCGCUCCUGACGCAACCGAUCAUCAAGAACAGCUGCGUACCGACGACGCCACGCAUCGUCAACAUUACCACGCCGCAGGAAAUUAAGUUCGAGGCAGCUCCGAUAAAAACGGUUUCCAGCGGUACCACCAUGUACUCGGUGCUGUACGCCGAAAGUGGCAACAAAUUUACGAUCAAGCGAAAACCGGACCCAGUAUCGGCUGCGAAACCUUCACCGAACGGUGGACCAACGGCCAAAAUAGCAACGAUGCUGUCGAACGCUACUGUUGUUGCUACCACUACAUCCACUACUACGACUGCGACCGGUCUAGCGGGCAGCUCACGCUCAAUAAUGCAACCGGUCAAGGCGGUGAACGGUGAUGAACAGUCAAAGUUGGCAAUGGGUUCGAAAGCACAGACGCAGCAGACGCUUAACAGUCCGAUUGUGCUGCAGUUCCGGCCACCGGCCACACGACCGAUACAGUUGUCGUUGCAACAAAAUGCUACAGUCGUUCAACAGCAGCAGCAGCAACAGCAACAGCAGCUCCAACAACCACAGCAUCCAGCACCGAUGGUGCAGCAACAAAUACAACAGCAACAACAGCUGCAACAGUAUCAACAACUUCAGCAACAGCAAAAGCUCGGUGGAUCAUCGCAACAAACAGUUGUGUCGCUCGCACCGCAGCAACAGCAAAACUUCCGCUCGCUUAUCAUUCAACAACAGCAGCAACAACAGCAACAGCAGCAGACGGUACAGCAACCAUCAUCACAAGCACCACAACCACCAUCACAGCAACAGCAGCAGCAAGCAUUGAAGCGUAAAGGAUGCCGGUGCGGUAAUGCCACUCCAACACCCGGCAAGCUGACUUGUUGCGGUCAGCGGUGUCCGUGCUAUGUGGACUCCAAGUCGUGCGUUGACUGCAAAUGCCGCGGCUGUCGCAAUCCUCACCGAGCGGACGGUCUUAAGAUUCGUCGAAGCUUGUCGGAAUUGCUGCAGCAAUAUAAUGCGCCGACCCCCACUACCACCACCACCAACACGACCGCUACGACCACAGCCACCAUUGACACGGUGUCCGCAGGUGGGGUGUCUAUCGGUCCAACGAUAACCGCCGUCACGUACGCACUGAACGCACUAAAGCCAACUAAUGCGGCGUCCACCUCGACCGUAGCAACUGGCAGCACCAAGGUGAAGGUAAUAAGUGCCGGGCAGCAUCAAAUCCUACACACCACCGCUAAAGCGGCACCAGCCACGGCCACCGUAAAGACCGGUUCCGGCGGUGGUCGUACCAGAACAAAUGGUGGCGUCGGUGUGUGUCUGCUGCCGAGAGCGUCCCAGACCGCAACCGUACCCCAGACCAGUGGCGGUACCAUCACGAUCCGGCCGUUUGCAAGCACGGGUUUCAGCGGUGGCACUACCACCACCAUCAGCUAUCUGCCCUCCGCUUCUAAUUCGUCCGCCUCCACAUCGUCGUCGAGUGCAUCAUUGUCGGGUGGUUCAUAUGCGCCAACGUUGACACGCACACCCGUGUCCCAACCCGGCGUCACAACAACGCCCACCCCGACAAGCGUAAGACUGAGCAAACCCGCACGCACCAGUAGCACCGUAACGUCCGGUGGUUCGUUCACAUCCCUUUCUACCGCCACAUCGUUGGAAUCACGCGAUUGGCCACGUCUCGGUGGUGUCGGUAGUAUUGGUGAAUCUAAAUCCUUCCCCAAACAUUCGCCACCGGGAAGCAUUGAGCUGCUCGACACACCGUCGCGCGAACGGCGUAACAAUUCAUUCGUCAGUGGCAAACCGGACGCGCUGCUGAGCCAAAGCUCGGUAGCGAUGAUGCCGGUCACGGCCUCCCCAACGUCCGCCUCGUCCUUCUGCUCGUCGCCGAGCGUCUGGUCACCUUCACUGCCGAGCAAUCUGUUCGGCAGCAGUGUAGCGUCGGUAGGUGGCACCGGGUCACCAAUCGGGAGCGGUUCGUCCGUGCCGGAACUGUCCUCCCUGUCCGGGUAUGAUGCGAACAGCUUUGUCAACAUGCUUGAUCCGGAUGGUGUGAUUGAUCUGUGCGACGAUCUGGAACUGAACGCGGCGAACCUCAUUUCGCUCGACUGAUCACAUCCCACGUUAAUGCGGCAGCAGUGUUGUUUUUGAGCCAUCAGCUACAGGGAACUGAUUGCAACAUCGUGUAAGCGAAACGGAUUUUUUUUUUAUACCACAGCAUUACCUUCACGUUCGGAAGAGUUAUUGUAUUAACUAUUUGCUAUUUUGUUUUGUUUUCUACUAAACCCACCCACCCGGGGUGUACAAUUUGGACUGUCCGCUAUCUUUACUGCUUGAUAUGCUCUCUCUCUCGCUCUAAUACUUCAUUAAUUUUCCACUUCACUUAACUUUUUUUUUGUAGACUACUAAAUGAAAUUUUGUAAACAAUUUUAAGAUACACACACACACAUUUGUCGAACAUGUUUUUUAGAGAUUCGAAUUUGUUUUUAAAAAUUGUGUUCUUUUUUAUCUCACAAGAGCCUACAGAAAGCGAGCUCAGAUGAGAGAUUUCCCAGUUCCCAGGCAAUGAUAUAAUCAAAAUUAAUUUACGUAAUUGCGUACCCGGUGACCCCACUGUACGGUAGAAAGGAAUUGGGAAGAUUUAAACUAACACAACCCGUUUACUAAACGUAAUGAUUGCAUUGUGGAUGAAAACGAGAUUGAUAGGGUACAACUUGCAGUACACAUUAUUUUCAUAAGCACGGAUUUAUUUGCAAAACAAACUAAAAAUACAAUAUGUGUUUUGUGUUUGUGGGGCGGUCGGGUGGUCUUCACACGGCAGGACCGGAGUUUCAAAUCCCAUCCAGACCGUCGCCAGACUUUGCUGCGGGUGAAAUCAAGUCACAGAAAGCCAGAAAUGGCAGGCCGAGACCUCCCGAGGUUGUAGUGCCAAGGAAAAAGAAGAAGAAGAAGAGUUUUGUGUUUCUAGUUCGUUCGCGUCGCAAAUUUUACAGGCCAGUCGUGUGCUCCAAGAUGAUGAAUGGCUCCUAAAAUGGGCUUUUCUGGCAGCUUUGUUUUAAGUUACUUUAACAAUAUCUUCUUCAUCUUGCACCACAUCCUCAAGAGGUCUCGGCCUGCCACAGUUCUGGGAUUCCUGUGACUUGGUUUUACCCUUGGCAAAGUAGUCAGCCUUGCGUAUAGGGUGGAAUUUGAACCUCGGUCCUGCCGUCUGAUGAGCCACCGGACCGCCCCGGAACAAUUUAACAACGCACAAACAAGAUUUUCAACCCGUUUCAUUUGUAAUGAGCAUUUUUUAUUGUUUGUUUCUAUUAUAUGUCUGUGUUUCAUGAAACUCUGUAGUUUUCCCCUAAAAUGUAAUUUUUUUUUAUUAUAAAAAAAUUAGAAAACACAUAAUAUCAUUAUUUCACGUACAACAGGGCGAUAGAAGAGAAAAAAAGUGACACACACACUGAUCUGAUUGUGCGACGUGUUAGGAUUGGAUAGGAUAUUUAAAGGAUUUCCACCUACUUCUGGAGGAAAACUUCAGUGUUCAAUGUUUCUAGGAUCUAGAUUGGAUGUUCCCGAAAGCAGAUUAGUGUACCGUGAGGUAAUAUGAGCUGAAGAAUAUGGUGUAGUUGUGUCAGAUGUACGUACGUGUAUGCGUAAAUUGACGGCCAUUGCAAAAAGAAAACAAAAAUAACCCGUUUCCCACCAUCAGCGGCGCUGUUCGCCAGCGAAAUCUCGUAUAUCCGGUUACGGUUUAGUUCAUUUUUUUACGUUUUGUAAUCCUUUAUGAAUUAGUUGAUGUUAGGUAUAGCUCGUACGUACCGUAUCGAUGUGACAUUAGACAUAUUGGAGAACUCCGGAACGCACACAUACUGCAAGUGUGUUGACCUACCCCACUUCAUUUUGGCUCAUCAUUAUUCGAACAACAAGUAUUUAGUAAUUUAUCCACGAUUGUGUACGUGUCUGUCUCUGUGUACGUGUGUAAAGCCACAAGCGCAAAUGACUAACCACUCUGACUGUCUCAUAGUAGCAAACACUUUACGUGUGUUUAUAGUUUGUAGUUGCGUAGCUUGUAGAACAGAUGUGUAGACUACUAAAAACCUAGUGAGGACAAGAAACCGUUUCGUUUCCUUUUUGGCACUGUCGACUGUGAAUGUAAAACGUGAACUGAAAAAAAAGAUGAAUUUUAUUGUAUAGGAAAAAAGGAAAACCGAACAGAAAUAAUAAUUUGGAACUUUGUACACACGCGAACCGGGGCAAUUGAAAUUGUUGGAAAAAUUUAACACAAAAUUCAAAAACAUACAUUUACACUGUACUGUCAACCAGUUUUGGCCACAAUCGGUUUCUCGUAAGAAAAAAAAAAGAAAAACAAACCCAUUACUUAAUUGUGAAUAUUGUCUAAAAAGUAGAACAGAGGAUAUGUCAAAUCAAUCGUGCAUUAUGUAGCACUGCUUUUACUGCAAACGAUGCACGCUACCCUGUAUGUUUCAGUGUACGCAUGUUGUGAACAUGCGUCUAAAUGUUUCAUACAUGGUAAACAUAGCAAAAUGCAUUUUAAUUUUAAAACAUUAUUACUUUUUCCUACGCAAAGCAUCACCACACGAACAAGGUAGGAGAAUUGCAACAUAGUAGAGCGCUGGCCGAUGGAGUGGCAUCGACUCCGCAGGGAGUUUAGUGGAAGAAGUGGUAAGCCUCGAACGAUCUAUGUCCAGAAAGUAGACCGCAGUCGAGUUCUCCCUUCGACGAUCUCAAAAUACGGCAUAUCCUUCGCACUCCUUCAUCGCAAAGUUCACUGGCCAGAACUCUUGUGCUUAUCGGCUCCUCUAGCGCUCUCCUUCUAUUAUAGGCACAAAAUUGCAUUUACGAUGGAUUACAAAAGGAGGUGAAUAUUAGUUGGUUGAUUAGUUUAUUAGAGACUUUGAGUCAUUUCAGACUUCACUUGUCUCGAAGGAGGAAAGAUAGAAAGCAGAGCGAGAGAAGAAGAUAAAAAAACACACACACGAAACAAAUCUCCUUAUUUGGCGUAACUCUAGACUAAAAGUUGAAGAUUUAGAUAAGAAGAAAUGCAAAACAAACAAAAACAAAACACCGAAAAAGAGAACUUUAUUUAGAUGAACGAUGAAAAAACUCUCCGUCUCUCUUUCUCUACACAAACACACUCAUCCAUCAGAACCGUAUCUAUUCAUACACACACACACACACACACACACACAUUACAUUAAAGCUUUGGACGAAAUACAUUAAAAGAAAAGAAGAAAAAAAAAUGGAAGGAAAAUUAUUUUUGUACCAUUGUAUAAAACUUCGCUUUUUGUACUGUUGUAAUGCGUAUAAUAAAAGCUAUUAAAUAAAAAUAA